UUCUCGAGAUGGGAAAAAAGAAUCCCCUCCCUCCAAUAAUUUCUCUCUCUCUUGAUCACAUUCCCUUUGCUUUGCACCCUACCUUUCUGAUUCUCACUCAAAAAAUCCCAAUUCCUUAAAAUGAUUCUGAUUCAGAAAACAAUAGUGAAGACUCCAGCCUUAAGAAUGUUCUCUUAAUUACUGAACCAGUCGGGAUACCAAUAAAUAUACUUAAUUACUGCAUUAUGUGUUUGCCUGGUGAUUUAUGUCUGUGAAUUCACAUCCUGAUCCAUAGUUGUUAUUUAUAAUAUUGUGACAAUUAAUUCAUCCAGUUCUCUCUCUAACUCGUUUCUCGUUUUACGGUCAGGUUCUUCUUCGGGCAAGCCGAAGUUCCGUUUCCGGUGGGCUCUUGAUUCUAUUUAUAGGGAGAUGAUGGGAUAUAUUUAUUGACAUAUUCUAUAAUAUAUUUGAGAGAAUAUUUCUUGGCCAAUACUUCGGAGUGUCGAAAUGGAGCUGCUGUGAAGGAAAGAUUUGGGGUGUCGCAAUCCACUUUAGACUUACAACUCCUUAAAUGAUCACAAGAAAGUCCUUUAGAAAUUUCCCAGCAUCGACAUUGUAAAACCCCAGCAGCCCUUCCCAACAGUAAAAUGGUGCAAGAGAUAGACAGCAAAGUGAUUGAAGUGUUACCCAUUCCAUAUGAGGAUAUUUCUCAGGCAGCUACUGAAGCAUCUGAUAAGUUUGUUUACAAGGACAGUACAGUUGCCUAUGGUCAAGGUGAGAAACCCGUUCUUCCUGACAAUUUGGACAGGCUAGAUCUGUACGUGAGAGAUGUCAGGAAAAUCAUUAUGCAUCUACAGUUCUGGUGUCAGGGUGAACAAUUAAGAAAAAGAAUACAGUUGAGGAAACAGCAAAUGGGAGCAAGUUGUCUUAAGCAGAGUAAUGAAGUAAGGAGACUUUUCAGCCUGAUUCCAUUUAGUCUUGAAGACAGGUAUCAGAUAUUGCCAAAGAUGAUCCCUUGGGAUUUCCCUUCUUGGCUCUCUGAACUAGUUGAGAAGGAGAUCACAAUUUUAUUAUGCAUGAUGGAAGAAAGUGGUGUCUUCACCGAGGUCAUUGAAGAUAAAUUUGAUGAUAAAGAUAUGCAGAACUAUUUCGAGAAGCAUAUUUAUGAAAUAGACAGUAUAGAAGCCAAGAAGAAAGCAAUGUUAAGCAAGAAUUGCUUUGAUCAUGAUUCGAUUCUUCAAACACCCCAGUUCCAUUCUUUCGGAGAAGCAGCAAGAGAACUUCUGAUUCUGAAGGUAAUGACAGAGUGCCAAGAAGUCCUGACAAGGAUAUUGGCAUUGAAUUUUUCCUUGAAAAUGAUGACGAAUUUUCCUCCUGUCAUCCAACCAUGCAAAAAGGCCGAUGCUCAUCAACUGACCUGCAACUUUGUUCCGAGUCAGAGAAACUGGAAGAAAGCCAUUAUCUAUGUUCAGAAACGGUAG
Hevea brasiliensis (rubber tree) is the source of this 1460-nucleotide messenger RNA. RefSeq lists its product as uncharacterized. Gene Ontology annotation, molecular function: chromatin binding. Gene Ontology annotation, biological process: DNA damage checkpoint signaling; mitotic DNA replication checkpoint signaling; DNA repair. The record is from RefSeq and is a predicted model, not a curated record. The transcript is spliced from 7 exons. Bases 627 to 1460 code for a protein of 277 amino acids. Lineage: Eukaryota; Viridiplantae; Streptophyta; Magnoliopsida; Malpighiales; Euphorbiaceae.